Molecule: messenger RNA, 2106 nt
Organism: Myxocyprinus asiaticus (Chinese sucker)
Lineage: Eukaryota; Metazoa; Chordata; Actinopteri; Cypriniformes; Catostomidae
Gene: polr3glb
Product: RNA polymerase III subunit GL b
Exons: 8
Coding region: 224-865 (213 amino acids)
Biological process (GO): transcription by RNA polymerase III
Cellular component (GO): RNA polymerase III complex
Source: RefSeq, a predicted model, not a curated record
UUUUCAGCAGCGGACAAAAACAAAGAUGAAGGCGUUUGUUUGGCGCGCGAUUUUAUUGCUUACUUUUAAUACAAUAAAAAGUGAUUUUCCAUGAAAAUCAUCUGCGUAUAAUAUACACGGAUUAUCAAAUAAAUAUUUUGAGCAACUUACUGAAGUUAUAAAUAAAGAGGAAUUUCGUCGAACAUCAGUCUGUGAGUGAACGAGACGUGUUUGAUUAUUAAAUAUGAUGGCAGGUAGGGGCAGAGGGCAUCUCACUUUCUCUGUGGAGAUUGUUGGGAUCAGUAAAGGAGAAAAUCUCCCUCCAUCCUGCGUCCAGCCGACCCCUUUGUUCCCUCCACUGGAGCAGAAGCCGGUGCCCCUGCAGGGAGGUGAGGAGGCCGAGUACAUGCUGGCACUCAAGCAGGAGUUCAGAGGAGCCAUGAAGACGCUUCCGUUUUACAUCCGUCCAGCUGCACCCAAGAAAGAUGUUGAGCGCUAUUCUGACAAAUACCAGAAAAUUGAGACUUCUGACAACAGCUUGGAAUGGAAGCCAGACUGGAGGCGCUUUCCGAAGGAGUUGCGUGUGAGAGAGAAGAGACCCCAGAGAGACAAAAGCCCAGCUGUUCCAAAACAACCCAAACAGCCACGAUUGGACAAAGAGGAGAUCAUAAGUAAACUGGAGUCUCUAGAGCAGAAAGAGAAAGAGGGGAGUUCUGAUGAAGAGGAGGGAGAAAAAAAGAAGCCAGAGGAGGAAGAGGCUGAGGGAGAGGAGAAUUAUGACGAAGAGGAGUUUGAGGACGAAACAGAUUACAUCAUGUCCUACUUUGACAAUGGGGAGGAGUUUGGAGGGGACAGUGAUGAUAAUAUGGAUGAAGCCAUUUACUGAACAGGUGAUGCCGGCUCUGUAGAGUCCUUCUCUGGACAGUGUGUGUGUCUCUGAAGCUGUCUGUCCCUCAGAACCUUUCUGUGACAGAUCAUUUUGUCUGGCAGCUAAUGUUGAGAUCUGUAUUCAGUGACUUUCCUCUUAUCCGGCGGGUUGGCAGGGUGGCAGAUUGCUGACGGAGAAUGUUAGAAUCUGUGUGCCAUGGCUGGAGCAGAGGAAGAGAGACAGUGACUAAAAUGCAUUCUGAUAUCUGCCUCCACACACAAACACAAACACACACUCCUAUCUUAAUGCAGCUAUAUGUCUUUUAGAGCUUUGUAACUGAUUGUUAGAGAUUGCUGAAACUAUUUUUAGGAAUUUGUUCUAUAAAGUAUGUAAGUUUUAGUCUAAGUUUUAAAUAGUUACAUUCAUCUAAAUAACUUUUAUACAUUUUAAUAUUGUAGAUGUUUAUUUUAGAUGGUAAGCAAGUGAUGUUCUUCAAACCUUGCUGUGAUUGUAAAUAUUUUUUAUUGUACUGUUUAACCAUUUGGUGUGAUAAAGUCACACUUCGUGAACACUUUGUUUUGUUAAUGGCCUGUUGUGGCCUGUAGGGGGUGUGCAACUAUUGUUUAAGUUCUAGAACACAAUUGUGCCAAACAGUGUUGGCAUUGCUGGUUAUUUUCCUUAACACUGUUUGUGUAAAUUUAUAUUUGUCAUCAGCUGAUGUUUUCCUUACUCACCCACCCACUUGGUAAACAGACACGAUCUGGACUGGAAACAGUUGUAUAAUUGUUAUUCAAUGUGUUUGUGUGAGAGAGAGAGAGAGUGUGUGCGUAUGUCUGUGUGUGUGUGUGUGUGUGUGUGUGUGUGUGUGUGAGAGAGAGAGAGAGAGAGUGUGUGUGUGAGAGAGAGAGAGUGUGUGUGAGAGAGAGAGAGAGUGUGUGUGUGUGUGUGUGAGAGAGAGAGAGAGAGAGAGUGUGUGUGUGUGGGUUUGGGUGGUUUAUGAGGACAUUUUUUUUAGGUUACAAACUGGUAAUUACAAGGGUAUUAUGCUAUAAAUGUGGUUUAUGAGGACAUGUCUAGUGUCCCCAUAAUUCAAAAAUGCAGAAAGUUUUUUGUGAGGGUAAGGUUUAGGUGUAGGGUUAGGGGAUAGAAUCUAUAGUUCGUACAGUAUAAAAAUCAUUAUGUCUAUGGAGAGUCCUCAUAAGGAUAGCCGCACCAACGUGUGUGUGUGUGUGUGUGUCAGUAAAUAGUUGUACUUGAUA